This is a messenger RNA of Acyrthosiphon pisum (pea aphid), 776 nucleotides long. Its product is annotated as zinc finger protein 706. The coding region runs from base 452 to 688 and encodes 78 amino acids. The record is from RefSeq and is a predicted model, not a curated record. The transcript has 3 exons. NCBI's taxonomy places the organism in Eukaryota, Metazoa, Arthropoda, Insecta, Hemiptera, Aphididae.
UGGCAGUUCUCGUUUGAGGACGUUGUGGAAUGGUGAUAAGCGCGCGUACGUCGGAGACUCGGAGUGUCGGACUACUCGUGACUCGUGAGCGUGACGCGCGGAGACCGGAGAGAUCGCCGUUCUUAAACGCCGUAUCGCGUUUUGUAGUUUCAUACCUAUUUCCUUCCGUUCACCCGCGGUCCCUCGAUCUUUGGUGCGGCCAGUAGCCACGACCCACCGAAGUCGUUGACGAAUCACAAUUCACUGUAACGAGCCAUUCGAUCGUACGAUUUUAUUACUAUUUUCCAAGAGGAGUGUAAGAACCCUGUUCUCGAACGUCGUGGACGGCUCAACUGGCGGCUGUCGAUCCGGUCACCAUUGGAUACUGUGUGGUUGAUAUAGAAAUAAAGGGUUAACAUCGACCAUUUUUUUGAAAGUCUUUUACUAAUUUUAUUAUUAUCAUCAGUUUGUCAUGGCCCGGGGACAACAGAAAGCGCAGUCACAGGCCAAGGCCGCAGAAAAACAAGCUAAGAUGAAGAAGCAACAGGGUCAUAGCGCCAAUGAACAGAAGAAGGCUGCUCAAAAGGCGUUAAUUCACGUUUGCACUGUUUGUAAAGCACAGAUGCCAGAUCCUAAAACAUAUAAGCAACAUUUUGAAAACAAACACCCUAAAAAUGAUAUGCCUGAAGAACUGAAAGCUGUUUCAUGAAUCUAUGGUGAUCGAUUAAAUUGUAUUUAAUCACGUGUAAAAACAAAUACCUAAACUAAGUAAUAUUAAAGUUUUUUAACAAUCGAUA